GAAUGGUCAAGCAAGUAUGAAACUGAAUCCAUACCAAGAUAAUUGUUAUGUACGAGUAGGUACAUUCCAACGGCGUUGUACGGAAAACAAUGCAACAUAAGUGAAACAUUUCGCAUAAAAUUCGUCGAGGGCAUUCACCGAAAAGUUCGGAGUCUCAAUGCUAAUUAGCCACGAAGAUUAGCCCAAGCGACUCGGUGGACCUGUAGAGCUGCGGGGCUGGUCAACGGAGCGCAUUCACAACCGCGGUCAACAUGCGUGCACACGGACGCGUGCCCGGCGCUCGCGCGCACACCGUGCUCCUACGUUCGGUUUACAUUUACGCGUGUAUCUCACUCACUACAGCCUCCGAGUACGGAGUCCCAAUAGAGAUCAAAUUAUGGGACACUGGCAGGACACCUUUAGCUCACAUGGUGGAUGUUACCAACGGGUUCGGUUUAAAAGUGCUGGCAGAACAUAACUUUUUAAAUGACAACAAUAUAGCGUUUUCCCCGUAUGGACUAAUGGGGAUUAUGGUGGCCUUGUAUGAGGGAGUGGAUGGAGAGUCUUCCUAUCAGAUCCAGCGAGGGAUGCAGCUGCCAUGGAAUAGGAAUAUCAUGAGGAUCGGGUUUAGAGAUAUACACCGCACCUUGAAAACUUAUUUCGUACCGGAAGAAGGAUUUCUGGCGGGCUUAGCGCUAAACAAUGAAAAUGUCACAUUCAAUGAACCUUACAGAAAGAUUCUACGAUUUUAUGGUUUUGAUUUAGAAAACGAUCAAUUGCCGACACUUGCACCAGAAACCAACAGUAGUUCAAGUGAUGCAAACUCAACUACACUAAGUCCUGCAGGGAGCAGCGAUGGUACAACUACGACUGAGGCAAUGAUGACAGCUCUACCUGCGCGAGAAGAUGCUAGUACAGCCUCUCCGAAUAGAGAAGAAACUACAACCACACUAAACCCAAAUGCGGAAACAAUAAGUACGUUAGAUAUAAGAGGCGCGACCUCGACUGCAGCAAGCCCAUCUUUGGCGCCAAACGCUGAGAGUACUCCCAUGAGUACUACCAUCACCACUAUAAGAACGGAAACAACUACUGAAAUAAUUACAGAGCCAACCACGCAGACAAUGACUACAGCACAGACAGAAACCACUACGCAGGCUACUUCAGCAGCCGAUACUGUAGCCACAACUACAGUAGCUCCCAGCACAGCCGCUGACAUGCAAACAAUAUCCAUGACUUCUCAAGUCACAGACUCCUUACCUACGACUUUGACAAACGAACCAUCUACAAACAACGAAGUCGAUACGUCAUCAACAGCCGAAGGUAGCACGGUAACAACUACAAUGGAUGUAACGGCUACCACAGAAGCACAAACCAGUACACUAGGUGCAAGCACCGCUCAGACCAGUGGUGAUAUGACACCGUCAACUACAGACAGUUCUUCGACAAUAUCAACGUUAAGUGAAAACACUCCAAUGGAGAGUGUUAUGACUACAAAUGCAGAAACACAGCAAACUGAACAAAUGUCUACGAUAACUAUGGACGAUAUGACUACUUCAUUAAAUUCAGUGACACCAUCCAAUGAAACAACGUUAGAAACGUUAGAACGAAAGAAGAAGUCGAUAGUAGACUUUAUAUUCACGAACCCUCCAUACAUCGAGGACUAUUUGUAUUACAGAUCGUAUGACAUAGGCGCAGAUGCUACUAAUCCAGGCGCAGAUGACAAAAUGUUCUUGGCAAAUGGUUUGCGAAGUGUACAGGUCACGUAUAUGCGAUACGAUACAGUGCUGGAGCACGCCUACCUGCCGCAUUUGGAGGCCUCGGCACUAAGGCUGCCUUUGGACAGUGAUCGUUACUACUUGUUGGUCGUGCUGCCCUCGCGGGGUGGCGCCCCAGAGCUUGGACGGCUGCUGUCCCGAAUGGCGCGCGAGUCGGAUUUGUCCGACAUCUAUUCAGUGCUGCGCCCUCGCCGUGUGAAGGGAAUCGUGCCAAGCUUCACCGUUAAAGGUCAUGUGACCUUAACUACAGAUUUACAGAAGCUUGGUAUUAGAGACGUGUUCGAACCUCGACAACGCGACUUUGCGCUUAUGACCAAGCAAGCAGGAGUGUACGUACGAAGCAUUGAACAGGCUGUCUCUGUAGCUAUACGCAAGUAUCGACCGGAUGAUCAGAAGAAAAAUAGAUAUGUAUCAAGUCGUGAUCCAGUCAUAUUCUCAGCAACCUAUCCAUUCCUGUACUUCGUGAUGGAUGCAAAUAUCCACGUGGCUCUCAUGGCCGGCAAAAUGGUCGACCCGUUGAAUUCAAGGAUAUUAUAGUCAUGCCAAAACUUAAUUCGUUUUACUUUUAUUCAUACCUACUAGUCACUGAAUAUCAUUACUAGCAUGUGCGGAAUCCACACCAUUCCAUACCUAGGAGCUUUUAGUGUGUUAGCAAUGGUUACUAUCAAUAGGACAACAGAUGUUAUGUAUGUUAGGAGAAUAAGGAAAAACCUACCCAUGUCCUGUAGUACUAAACAGCAAUCUAGCCAAUACAACAAUUAUUUUACUUAUAUGAAAUGGAACAUCAAAUUAAACCACAUAUUUUACUUUUGUUUUUAUUUAUACAUUACACUUCUCACUUCGCCCUCUUGGAUUUGAUCUUUCUUAAGUAGAACUCAAGCUCCUUGCCUUCUAGGAUGUAGCCAUCAGCGCGACCGCACUGGCCGGGCCGACUCGCAACACACGCU
Spodoptera frugiperda (fall armyworm) is the source of this 2701-nucleotide messenger RNA. It is a transcript of the gene serpin-34, whose product is annotated as serpin H1. The record is from RefSeq and is a predicted model, not a curated record. Gene Ontology annotation, molecular function: methyltransferase activity; serine-type endopeptidase inhibitor activity; nucleic acid binding. Bases 252 to 2291 code for a protein of 679 amino acids. Lineage: Eukaryota; Metazoa; Arthropoda; Insecta; Lepidoptera; Noctuidae. The transcript has 5 exons. Gene Ontology annotation, biological process: methylation.